AAUAAAUUUCCAGGAGGGCAACUGGUCGCAUAAUGUGUGGAACGCGGUCUUCUUCUAGUGCACCCUGGGCUCCCUCCUCACCUCCUUUACUUCACCGGUGUACGCCAGAGAGUUGUCCUGGGUGCCCACCCUCGUGUAAGCUUGAGAGAGUCAUGGCAGCAUUCAAAGGGAUAUGGACCAAGGGGUUCUGGCGGGCCGUGUCUGCAGAGUUCUUGGCCACGCUGAUUUUCGUGCUUCUUAGCCUCGGCUCGACCAUCAACUGGGCCGCAAAGCAGGAAAACCCACCCCCGGCAGACCUGGUGCUGAUAUCGCUCUGCUUCGGCCUCAGCAUCGCCACCAUGGUGCAGUGCUUCGGCCACAUCAGCGGCUGCCACAUCAACCCGGCAGUCACGGCAGCCAUGGUGGUCACCAGGAAGCUGAGCCUGGCCAAGGCUUUGUUCUACGUGGUGGCACAGUGUCUAGGAGCCAUAGCAGGGGCUGGAAUACUCUACAUGGUCACUCCCAGUACUGUGAGAGGAGGCCUCGGAGUAACCGCGGUAAACUCCAACCUAUCAGUGGGGCAUGCUCUUGUUGUUGAACUCUUCAUCACCUUUGAGCUCGUCUUCACCGUCUUUGCUACAUGUGAUCCUAAACGGAAUGACUUGAAAGGGUCAGCUGGACUAGCCAUAGGAUUUGCUGUAUGCAUUGGCCAUCUAUUUGCAAUCCCUUACACUGGUGCCAGCAUGAACCCUGCACGCUCCUUUGGGCCUGUAGUCGUCACUGGGAACUGGGAAAAUCACUGGGUGUACUGGGUGGGUCCCAUUCUUGGUGGAAUUCUGGCUGCUGCUUUGUACGAGUAUCUGUUCUGCCCCGAAACAGCGCUGAAGAAACGUCUCAGUGAUAUGUUUAUCAAAGAUCCCUCUGGGAAAUACAAGGAAGUGGAGUGUCCUCGUGGCCAGUAUAACGGAGAGCCUGAUGACCUGGUCAUCAAACCCAGCUCAUUCCUCACCACUGUGGACUUGGACAAAAGGGAGAAGCAGGAGACGUUCCGGGAGCCCCCUGGAGAGGUGCUGUCCUCAGUAUGACUAUCACGUGCACUGGAGAUGGAGACCAACCUGUAGGCCAGCGUGGUUUCUAGUUACCUGUGGCCAGGCCCCACCUACCGUCUACGCAGAAAAAAGAAAGAAAAAAAAACGUUUGUUGUCUCAGGGAGCUUGUUUCCUCUCUGAGCGCUCACCAAAGUGUAUUUCUCAUUGGGCCAUGCCCUGUGCUUCGAUGCAUAAGACACAUUGGUUACCCCUGCAAAACUUGAGAAUCUUCAUUCUGCCAGUUCCGUUCAUUCAUUACCUGGCAGGUUUUUCUAUUGGUUGGAUGAUUUUGGUUUUCUAAAAUAACUCUAUCCACAUGAUACAACAAUGAACCAUAAAUUCACAGUGUCAAACACUGAAAGGAUUCUCAUGCCAAAAAAGGGAAUUCUACUACAAAAACAUGUACAACCCAUCACAUUCCAUUAAGCCUCAUAUGUCAUCAAACUUGGUGGAAAGUUUCAACCUAUUGCCUUGUUAAUCUUGGAUUAGUGUCUGGUUUCAUACAUCACAUGUCAUGACAUCAUGGUCAUUAAGAAAAUUACAAACCCCAUGGCACGACGGACAGAGAUGAGGUAUGCGGGCGGUUGGCGGCAGGUUGUGAGUUCCAUGACUAUCUGAGCCAGUGUGUUUUCACACUGGCUGUCUCCAUGUACAGUGCACAGACCUGGGAUUGUCUUGUUAUCCAACUGUAUCAUUAUCUUCCCCAGCAACUCCCAUAGCAACUUUGCCUUACAUUGUAGAUAAUGUGGUGUUAAUAUUAACAUGUAUAGAAAACACAGACGUGUGAAUGGAGUCGAACCCUAUAGAAGUGUAUGUUUCAGUGUAAAGUAUAUAAUAUGUAAAUGUUUGUGUAUUUUUAUUUUUAUUUAUGUGACUACAUAAGCUGUGACGAACUCAACCUCAUCACUCUUUGGACUUAAGAAAUGGAUCAUUUUUCAAUGCAUGGAUUGCAGUACUGAGUCAAUAAAUAGGCUGUAGUGAUGUUCACGGUUAGUCAAAACUGUGUGCACAAUCACAUUCACAGUCUCUCUUUCUCUCUGCCACCAUGAGCUGGUAAAUCAGGCCUUUAUGAAUAAUAGGGAUAAUAAUGAUAUAUGUAUUUUUUCCUGAGCCAUCCAGACCAGAUUUGCUGCAUGUAUACACAGACAGGGACAUGGCACACAAUGUCUGUAUUUGGUUGUAUGGGUUUAUAAAAAUGCAAAACACAAAUUUCCUUUUCAAAAAUACAUGCCAGAAAUUGAGCUCUGCCCUUGCUACAACCAUAGCAGUGAUAUCCAUAAGCCCAGCCACAGAUGACACCGCAGUCAGCUAACGAUUCAAUAAUUAUGAGCUGGCCUGAUGCUGUGGCAUUUAAAAGCCCCGUAAUCAGCUACUCGCAGUACUGUCCCAAAGCAAGCAGCACCCUGAGCCAAGAAUGUGUUGUGGCAUGCCAUGGCAUUCAUCUUCCAAAAACAGAACCUUGGUCAGCUGUAGUGGCCCAGCCAAAAACACACCCUGUUCUGCAUUUGGAAAAACAGGUGAUGCUUCUAGGUGAUGCAUACGGACUGACUGAGAAUCGGUACCUAGAACAUACCCAUCUUUAAAAAAAAAACCUAUUUCAUUUUAGUACUGUUUUUUGUUUUUUUUGCAAUAGUCAUUAGCCAUAAUUAUUAUUUAAGCUCUUUGUGGAUACAGAAAUAAAGUUUCAGUGUUUGGCCA
This is a messenger RNA of Clupea harengus (Atlantic herring), 2765 nucleotides long. Its product is annotated as aquaporin-4. Lineage: Eukaryota; Metazoa; Chordata; Actinopteri; Clupeiformes; Clupeidae. Gene Ontology annotation, biological process: water transport; transmembrane transport. Gene Ontology annotation, cellular component: basolateral plasma membrane; plasma membrane. Gene Ontology annotation, molecular function: water channel activity. The record is from RefSeq and is a predicted model, not a curated record.